GUUCCCGAGGGAAGGGCCAAAGAAGCAGGCAUGGGAAAGUUCUCCGCACUUUUUCCGAUUACAUCGAUUCUUUUUAAAGAAGGCAUAACACAAACCGACUGCUUAUUGCUACCGAAGGCAGCGGAGGGAGCCAUUCAAGUACACUGAGUGCUGAGAACAGUACGCCAAUAAGGAGACAAACCCCGCUUCACGAGAGAGAAAGGAGCAGAGGAUGUCCAGAGCUGACUGGUCCUUCCUGGAGCACCUACUGGAGGAGGGUCAGGAGUAUUCAACAGGCGUUGGCCGUGUCUGGCUUACCGUGCUCUUCCUGUUUCGCAUGCUGGUGCUUGGAACUGCUGCCGAGUCUGCCUGGGAUGACGAGCAAGCCGACUUUGUCUGCAACACGAAACAACCUGGCUGCCCUGCUGUGUGCUACGACAAAGCUUUCCCCAUUUCCCACUUCCGCUACUUUGUCCUCCAAGUCAUCUUUGUGUCCACGCCGACCAUCUUCUACUUUGGAUAUGUGGCUAUAAGGGCUGGGAAUGCCAAGACAAAAGAGGAGGAUGCGAAGGAGGCAGAAGAAGGUAGUGGUGGACGCAAGAAAGGACAAUUAGAAAUAAAACGUGAGAGUAAAAGUGAGUCUAAAGGUAAUGCACAAGAGAAGGAGAAACAAGAGGGUGGUGGGAAACGUUUAAGAGCUGAAAAGGCUUCACCUGAGGCUCCUAAACUGAAAGGCAGGUUGCUGUGUGCAUACGCAUUCAGCAUGUUAAAAGUCCUCUUAGAAGUUGGCUUCAUCCUCGGGCUGUGGAUUCUUUACGAUGGUUUCAUCAUUGCAGCAAAGUUUGAGUGCACGGCCACCCCUUGCCCUCACACGGUGGAUUGCUUUGUUUCUCGACCCACGGAGAAGACCAUCUUCACCAUCUACACUCAGACGAUCGCUGCCAUCUCUGUGCUACUCAACCUCAUAGAGCUCCUCCACCUCUUUCAGCUCGCCAUCUCCCAUCGACUGGAGAAACGCUACCAUGCAGAGCAACAAGACUGCCUACCUCGGUCAGAGCAAGUACCGGCCCAACAGGUGGCUCCAGAACUGCCAACGGAGCCAUCAGAACCGUACAACGCAGGGAGUGAUGUCAACUUACCCGUCCAGGGUGAAGCUACAUGCUACCCCAACCCCUGUGAAAGCUACAGGGAUCUGGCAAUAGAGGUGAACUGGGGAUCUGGGGAAAAUAUGAGUGAUCUGCUUCCAAGUUACAUGAACUGCAUGGGGGCUAUGAGGACAUCCCAUACCCCCAGAGUCCAUUAUAAGAAACAUGCACAUCACAAUGGGAAAAACAGUAAGCCUGCUCAUAAAGGACACUCAAAGCAGAAGCAUUAUGUGUGAGGCAGUCACAUGUGGUAAGGUAUUGUUUAUGACCUUUUUUUAAAUUUCUUUUAAAUAAACGCAAUCCUGCACAUGACACUUGACUGUCAGGAGUGCACAGUGAGAGUUUAAAUGAAGGAGAAACGAAGAACAGCUACUGUACUGUGAUCCUGAUGCCUCGGAGGCAGGCAGGCAAACAGCGAUUUACCAGAUAAAUGGAACUAUUCAAAACGCAACAUUUUGAGAACACUCCCCAAGGCAAAGAAAAGGACACUACACUAUGAGAGAGGACUACAGUCAUAAGAUGCCUUCAUGUCUCAUUUUAUGGAUUUAAGGGCUGAAUGCAAAUAAACUGUGCAAUGGGGGGGCCUGCCGAUUGGGGCUGGGGAUAUUCCAUGAUUGUGUUCGAGGGAGUAUGCAGUAGAAACAGAUUUAAGCAUAUUCCUCUGAGAUUUGCACUGCAGCCCCUGGAGUACUUAGAAGGCCCCCCUCCUCCUCUGUCUCCCAUGGUUCUGUCCCCUCUAUGGAAUGUAUGCUCUCUGGAUCCCGCUUUACUCCCAAGAGGAUAAUGGCUACGUGGAUGCAGGCAUGCAUGCAUGCAUGCACACACACAAUGCACUUUCCCCCUUUCACCCAGUGAGUGUCGGUCCCUCAAGUUGGGGAUAUGAACUGGGGAAGUUGUUGGUUAAAGCAAAUGAAACCAAAGGAAUUCUGGGAUUGUUAAUGACUUAUAACCAUAGUAUUUUAGCUAUGAAGAGAGAGGCAGAGAGAGGUCCACUGCAUUCUAGCUGAAUAAUGGUGGAAAGACAAACAACAAGUCACAUAAUCAAACCUUUUCGAGCUUGAGAGAGUACUCAAAAGAUGCAUUAGUGAGUGCACACAGAACGGACUGAAAGCGGUACAGAAAUGGACAAAUCUUUAAUAAAUGGAAAUGACUGAAUAAUGAAAUAUGUAAAAACUGUAUUAAAUGUUUUAUCUUUAAAGAACUAUGAAGAAGUACCAGUGUUAAUAUUUAUUAUUUUGUUAAAAAUAAAGUUUUAAGUACUGUAAAUGAA
Molecule: messenger RNA, 2394 nt
Organism: Eleginops maclovinus (Patagonian blennie)
Lineage: Eukaryota; Metazoa; Chordata; Actinopteri; Perciformes; Eleginopidae
Gene: gja4
Product: gap junction protein alpha 4
Biological process (GO): cell-cell signaling
Cellular component (GO): connexin complex
Molecular function (GO): gap junction channel activity
Source: RefSeq, a predicted model, not a curated record